AUGUGCAGUAAACAGACCCAAGACUUAGACAAAAGAGUAAAACUCGAAGAAAAGGAAGUUCAAGCAUUAGUUUCCCCUCGUGCGCGGUGUGAGUCCAGAUCACCUCCUGUCAUGGGCACCAAGUCCAUCGCGAAAAUGGCUUCAGUGUCAUAUGAAGAUGCGUCGCCAAUCAAACACGCGGUUAUCCUUUCUAACGCUCUGAGUGCUUGGCGGUCAAUUCCAAUCGUCUUGGACGCUCUUUUCCCAGGCACUGUAGCACCAAACCGCUGUAGAUCAACCAGCGCUGCUUCGAUUACCAGUGACUUGACGAUCCUCACAGCACCACAAUCCGGGAGCUCCAGAAUAUUAUUACCCGCAGGGCAACAAGAGCCUUUGUUACCAAGGGUUAAUGAAGAGGAAGCACUAACUGUCAGUAAACAGCUAGCAGCCAAAUCACUUGCAUCAGUGAAGGGCCCAGAACCAACUCAGCCCAUGGGGAAGGAGAGACAAUUUAAGCCCGAGUACACCAUGGGCUUGCUAGCAGUACUGGCUAGAGUAGUAAGCCGUGUUAACCGCCUGACGUCGUCCAACAGCAGCACCAUUGAUGGAAAUCGACUACUACCAAUGAAGACCGCUGCACCCAGUUUCGCUGAAUUUGGCAUUGCCUUGUCGCCUGUUCUGAUGUUCAAUAUCAGAAGAAAAGACCAUGAUGAGAACUCUUUAGACACCGCCCUUCAUGAAUCAACUUUACAGAUGUCCAAAACUGUUUCGGCUGCUAUGUCGACAGCACACGUGAACAUCUCAGCCAACAGCCGCACUGCCACUGUUGCAUCCUUUAAGAACGUGGAGACGGAGUUACAGCAAAAGGAUGCUUCCAGUGACAAUUAUAACAAAAGUAUCAGCAGCAGUAGGGAUAUCGGUGGUCACAUGUUGAGGACCGUGAGUCGUCCAUUGUCGGCGCCAAUGCCAAGACGCUCUACAUCUAUCAGUGACCUUGCACGUGAUUUGCCGACCCCGAGGCAAGCUGCUCACUCAGUAUCGCUCCCAACUCCAGCUCGGUUUUCUGAUGAUGAACAAGCAAAACCAGCUAAGCUGAGACUUGAUGCACCAAAACCUCAAUCGGCGCUGGUGACGUCGACAAAAACCAAGGCAGUAGAGCCACAGUCAGUGAUGGCUUCCAAGCCUUCUUCUGCUUCUGCUUCCCCCAGCAACACCUACAGAACCCAAAACACUGAUCAGGUUAAGUCUGGCUCGUCUAUCCAUGCUCCCACAAGCAAUGAAGACAUAAUCAAGGCAAUGUCUUCUUCUGCUACUUCUCCCAAGACCACUGAGCGCUUUGCUUCCAAACCUGAGGUGAAGGACGCGUGUGAAACUGAAAGUCCUUCACUUCUAACCGCAUAUGACAUCCAAGAAAAAAUAAACAGCCUCUCAAUACAUGCCAAAGAGACACGAACUCAGAAGAGGAGGAGACGUCGAGAAAAGGCUAAGCUAUAUGCCAGCUUGCGAGCUCUGUCGAAUGAAACAACGCCAGCCAACGACAGCAAGGCUGAUAAUACGCAGGCUAGCGUCACUGAGAUUGAUGAGGAUGUUACUACCACUGUUGCAUCCUUUAAGAACGUGAAGACGAAGUUACAGCAAAAGGAUGCCUCAAGUGGCAAUGAUAACAAAAGUGUCAAUAGCAGUAGGGAUAUCAUUGGUCACAUGUUGAGGAUCGUGAGUCAUCCAUCGUCGGCGCCAAUGCCAAGACGCUCUACAUCUAUCAGUGACCUUGCACGUGAUUUGGCGACCCCGAGGCAAGCUGCUCACUCAGUAUCACUCCCAGACCUGACCAUGGUGCAAACUCCAGCUCGGUUUUCUAAUGGUGAACAAGCAAAACCAUCUAAGCUGCGACUUGAUGCACCAAAACCUCAAUCGGCGCUGGUGACGUCGACAAAAACCAAGGCAGUAGAGCCACAGUCAGUGAUGGCUUCCAAGCCUUCUUCUGCUUCUGCUUCCCCCAGCAACACCUACAGAACCCAAAACACUGAUCAGGUUAAGUCUGGCUCGUCUAUCCAUGCUCCCACAAGCAAUAAAGACAGAAUCAAGGCAGUGUCUUCUUCUGCUAUGGCUCCAAAAACAUCUGAGCGUUUCACUACCAAGCCUGGUUCGUCUAUCGAUGCUCCCACAGGCAAUAAAGACAGAAUCAAGGCAGUGUCUUCUUCUGUUACAGCUUCCAAGACAUCUGAGCAUUUUGCUACCAAGCCUGGUUCGUCUAUCGAUGCUCCCACAGGCAAGAAAGACAGAAUCAAGGCAGUGUCUUCUUCUGUUACAGCUUCCAAGACAUCUGAGCGUUUUGCUACCAAGCCUGGAUCGUCUAUCGAUGCUCCUACAGGCAAUAAACACAGAAUCAAGGCAGUGUCUUCUUCUGUUACAGCUCCAAAGACAUCUGAGCGUUUUGCUACCAAGCCUGGAUCGUAUAUCGAUGCUCCCACAGGCAAUAAAGGCAGAAUCAAGGCAGUUUCUUCUUCUGCUACUACUUCCAAGACCACUGGGCGCUUGGCUCCGUCGGGUUUGUCUUUACAUGCUCUUCCAAGAAACAUAGACAGAACAAGUUCUAGUAAAUCAAUCUCUUCGAAGCGUUCAAGCGACUCAGGCCCUUCAGCAUACACGCUAAGGGUGAUAAGGGAGAACCUCAGGACCAGCAGCCUUUCAGUGACGCCCCCAGAAAGGAGCCUUCAGACGCCUGUACCACCGAAACCAACUGAAGCACAAAAAAGAAAAGCACGCAGGGUGAAGCUGGAGAUGUACCUGAGCAUGAGCUUAAAUACUCAAGGGGUUCAUAGAAGAGGGUCAUCUAAUACACCAAGUGCUGCUAAACGCACAAUCAAAAUGACUGAAGAUGCAUUCCCGACGACGGGAACAAGUGGCGGGCGUCAGAAAGCCACGGUUAUUGAUAGAGCAGAUGCAUCGAAGUGUCCCACUGGCUAG
Nematostella vectensis (starlet sea anemone) is the source of this 2946-nucleotide messenger RNA. RefSeq names its product mucin-5AC. NCBI's taxonomy places the organism in Eukaryota, Metazoa, Cnidaria, Anthozoa, Actiniaria, Edwardsiidae. Bases 1 to 2946 code for a protein of 981 amino acids. The record is from RefSeq and is a predicted model, not a curated record. The transcript has a single exon.